Pocillopora meandrina is the source of this 3427-nucleotide messenger RNA. Lineage: Eukaryota; Metazoa; Cnidaria; Anthozoa; Scleractinia; Pocilloporidae. The record is from the annotation of a GenBank genome assembly.
GGAUUCUGGAAAUCUUGUCAAACAAUUUUUUUCCAAUUCCAGGUUCCAUUGGCUACCGGUAGUUUCAUUGUUUCCCUUACUUGAGCCUUCACUUGUUUUGGUCAGUGACCUUACAAAACAAAUACCGGAAAAUUCAAAAUGGCGGCAGCAGCCCAAGGGAAGUUUGUGUGGUUAGAAACGCUUCGUAGUGCAAGGAAAACUAGCCUUGUUCAAGAUGGUAAGUCGCGAGUUUUACUCAGAGCUAAGCAUUUUAAUGAAUUAUUUGUUUUGGAAGACUGGUUCAAGGCUAAAAACAGACAACGAAGAAAUUUCGGAACCAAUCAGGUUCGACAUACGUAAACAACCGUCUCUAUGGCACUUGUAAUAGUCAAAGGUAUUAUUAUUUGCAAGAACUUGUGCUGUUUCGUGUCCUUGAAAAUUGUUUGUAAACUUCUUGAGAUAUGGACAGUAUUAAAGUAUUCAAACAUUCCUUAUUUUCGACGAAAGCUGAACUUCUUCCGUAAAUAACAAAUCAUGAACAUACGACUGACUGUCCAAAUGUGUAGUCUAAGGGUUUUAGAUAGGAAUCAAUUUUAAAAGGUUAUAUGGUUCAGUUGUAAAUAAUAUACCCUUCAAUGUUUGGACGUGACAUUAUUGCUGUAGGUCAUGGCAAGAGAACUUGUUUUAUGAAUUAAUCCCAAAGUUAUUAAUUGUCUACAGUAUUCAUUUUCAUCUUUCUCUAGGUCGACAAAAAGUUCAUUAUACUUUUCCCGAUGGAACAGAGAUGGUAGAGGAAUAUGAGGUAUCUUCUGGAGAACUCUUGGGUGAGUUCAGUUAAAAAACACAAUCUUGAUACAAAAUUUACAAGACAGUAGUACUUCUUUGAGAACACUUUCACUAAAUCAAUGUUUCAGGAGAAAUAAAGGAUACUUGCUGAAUUUUCUCAUUAAAGAUUGACAUUAACCCAUUUUCUCCUAGUGAGGAAAUGGAAAAAGAAAUCUACACUUGGUAGAGAAGGGAAAUGGGAUUAUGAGAUAGGUGAAGACCUCAGGCCUGUCAAUUUGGAUAUGGAAAAUAUCAGUGAAAGUAGAGGAAAUGUAAGUAUGGUGUCAGCCUCUAGGUAUUAACAAUUUUAUUCACUGGUUCAAUUCAUUUACUGAAAACAGUUCUCACAAGCAGCGAUCUGUUAACCCUUUCACUCCCAAGAUCUAAUUAGUAAUUCUCCUUACUAUCUGCCAUACAAUUCUUAUGAUGUUAGUUCAGAGAAUUUGGUAUUGGAUCAACUAAUGAUCCCAUGAUUGAUAUUCUUCUCUAUUCUCAUCACCUACCUGCUUGAUACUGUAUUGAUAUUGUAAGGAGAAAUUCUGUCUUGGUCAAUUGUGGGAGUGAAAGGGUUAAUAGUCCUUCAUUUAAAUGGACACAUUUUAGGAUGAUAGACAAUUUUUGUGGCUCCUGUGUUGUCUGUGUUGUCUGGUUGAACUGUUUGUGUCAAAAAACAAACAAACAAACAAUUCAAGGAUAAACCUGUUAUUUGCUUUAUUUUAUUUCUCAAGCAGUACACUACUAACACUUUCUAGUACUCAAAAAGUGUAACUGCUGUAGUUGGACUUGAUUUCAAACAACUUUGAUUUGUAUUCCUUCUUGUUUAAAUAUGGUAAUGUACCUAAAAAAGCAUCAAGUUUUUAAAAAAUAGUUUUAAAAUUUUUUCUAUCAUUUUAUUGGUGUAUUAAAAAUAAUUUUUUGAAGGAGUGCAGCAUGCUGUUUCAUCAAUUUUUUCUCCUUAGCCCAUGUUUACAAGAAAAGACAACAGUAAAGCCUUUCAGUGGAGAAUAAGGAAUCUUCCGUAUCCAUUGGAAGUAUACAGUGUGACAGUUGAUGAUGACAAACACUCCAUGAUAAUAAGGACAAGCAACAAAAAGUACAGUUUGUAUGACAUUUCAAUUUUCAUUUGUAACAGAAACACUCAUCAACACAAGCUGAGCUUGCAAGCCAGGGCUUAGAAGGUUAUGGAAACUGGGUUAAGUUUUGGCUGAAUUAAUUUUGGUGCUUAGGUUAGUUUUUUUACCUUUUCAGAUACUAUAAAAGGUUUCAAAUUCCUGACAUGGAGAGAGCAAAAGUGGACUUGGAACAGAGUGCAAUAUCUAUAGCCCAUGCCAAUAACACACUCAUAAUCACAGUGAGUUGAACAUUUCCUUUCAUUCAUCAGUUCAUCUUAAGUAAACCACAAAUUUUUCAAAGUUUUAGCUCUUGUUGAGAUGUUUUUGGGAAAUAAUGGUUAUCAGUGACAUGUUUUCAAGGUGAUUCCUAUCUUGAGGGGAUGCCUAUCGGACUCUCCUCACUGUUAACCCAGUACAGGGUGUCUGUGUCAGUCAUCAGUAGAGAGUUUCUCACUAACAGUGGCCAACGUACUCUCUACAGAGGCCAAUUUACAUUAUCAACUCAGUUGAUAAAAUUAAAUUAUCUUCUAAUUCACUCAGCGACAGAGCACCACAGUUUUUUAACCCUUUAACUCCCAUGAGUGACCAAGACAGAAUUUCUCCUUACAAUAUCAAGCAGACAAGUGAUAAGAAAAAGAAAAGUAUCAAUAAGGGGAUUACGAAAAAUCAAGAAACUUCCCCAUUUCUGCUAAGUUAAUGUUCUGUCAAUGGCAAUACCAGUAGUUUUAGUUGAACCUCAAAUUGAACAGAGUUGAUAAUAAGCAACCUAACUUAUGUUGUCAUUUCGAGUAACGCUUCAUCUAUGGAAUAAACGUUUUGAAAUAAGACAGUGAAUCUGAAAGCCAAAAUGUUAUUGAGCCAUCUCUGUAAAGCGGUUUGAGUGCUUUAUUAAAGAGUGUGAUGUCUGUGGAAUAUGAACCUCAGUGUAAUUUUUGUGUUCACAGUACAAAAAGCCCCCUUUGAUUCUUGAACAAGAAAAGCUUAUCCGACAGGAACUAGUCAAAAUGAAAUCAAGUCGCGACGGAGAUGUGGAGUGCACACCAAGCUGACAAAAAGGUCCAUAUCUGGUUAUUGUGUUGUAACUUGCUCUCUUCAGUGUAAGAAGAAGGCUAAAGGACCAGCUGGGUGACAUCAUCAGAGUCGAAUCAAGAGUUACAAAACAAUGAAUUGCGAAAGUUGAUGUAAAUUCUUUUAACAUAAUCUGCUCUGUUUGAUAGUUACCCUGUAAAGUUGGCGAAUGGAAAUUUAUUGCGUAACAAAAAUUUGAGUGCCUGUUCUGCUUUAGACGGAUGUCUUAAAGACCCUGCCUGGAUUAUAGUAGAUUCAGAAAUACCGUUUAUUUACUGAGUGUAAGGUUUAAGACUGUCCUGAUGGCUUGACUGGAUUGAAUUACGAAAGAUUGCCCGUGCUUUUCUGGAGCUUUGAUCAACUUUAAAGGACUUGGCUUUCCUGUAAAUAGAUAAUUUGGUUAAAUCAACUGAUUUGAUAAAGUAAUUUGGCUACCGUCGAUA